This is a messenger RNA of Didymodactylos carnosus, 375 nucleotides long. Lineage: Eukaryota; Metazoa; Rotifera; Eurotatoria; Philodinida; Philodinidae. The record is from the annotation of a GenBank genome assembly.
AUGCUAUUAUCCUUUAAAUUUGAUAUGGUAGUUAUUAAUGUUCAACCAGCAUUAGGUGUCAAAUGUUUUUGUAAAUGUUGUACAACAAAAGGAUGUAAAGUAUCAUCAACACCAAGUGGUUCCUACGAUGUUGCUACCGUUUGUCAAGCACCCUCGACUUGUAACAGUCUUGGAUGUUCGAUCAAACUUCCAGCAUUAUGUACAGCACCAGGUGCCGAUGGAAAUACGGAAGAGUUUGGGUAUGAUAAACCAUUUCGUUAUCAGGUUGCUUAUUUAAAAUGUUCUACCAAUGGUCGAUUUCAUGUAUCGGAAGAAUUAGUCAAAACAUUUGGAUUAGAAGGUGAUUUAGAGUCAACAUUAAACUUUUUACAUUAA